Nanorana parkeri is the source of this 3443-nucleotide messenger RNA. It is a transcript of the gene ATXN1, whose product is annotated as ataxin 1. The record is from RefSeq and is a predicted model, not a curated record. The transcript is spliced from 6 exons. Gene Ontology annotation, molecular function: protein binding; RNA binding. Gene Ontology annotation, biological process: nervous system development; negative regulation of transcription by RNA polymerase II. Gene Ontology annotation, cellular component: nucleus. Lineage: Eukaryota; Metazoa; Chordata; Amphibia; Anura; Dicroglossidae. Bases 501 to 2894 code for a protein of 797 amino acids.
AGGUCAAGAAAGUAAAACAUUGCUGGAAUAUCCAGAGAAUAAAACGUGAAACCUAAAGAAUGCUGGUGAUCAGAAUACAUAAAAUGUCUGCUGAAAAUGUUGGUAGACAAGCCUCAUAAACUACACAUAUACAGUGAUGCCAAGAAUAUUGAGAGUGUUCUAUGAAGAAGCUGGACCUUCCUCUGAGAUUGACUCACAGAGACACAGAUUCACCAGUAGGUAUUUAUUUAUGUGAAUAAAGGGAGCGCUGAGAGUGAAUUAACCAUUUCUUCUACUGGCCCUGGGGAAGACCGCUUAUGAAACAGAAGACAGGCCAGCCCCAGUGAAUGCUAUUCCAUAUCAGCUGUUAGAAGAUUGUGCUCCCAGGGAGAUGAUUCCUCAUGAAGUUGUUGGGGUUCCUUCUGGAAUUAAAUGUGAUUUUCCAUUCACCAGACUGAAAUCAGUAUCAGUCAGGCAGUGAGCAAGUAGUGGGGGUUGGCGGGGGUGGCAGAAAGCAAAACAUGAAAUCUAAUCAAGAAAGGAGCAAUGAAAGCCUGCCACCGAAGAAACGUGAAAUUCCCGCCACCAGUCGACCUUCUGAAGAAAAGACAGUCGGACUGACAAAUGAAAACCACCGUACAGAUAGUUUAUCAUGGCUUCCCACCAGCAGCCAUGGUGGACGUCAUCAUGGGCCUGUAGGAACUUCAGUAGAAGCUGGUUUACAACAGGGGGCAGGUUUACAUAAAACCCUUUUAACUGGUAUAGACUAUUCCCCCCCUAGUGCUCCAAGGUCGUUACCAGCAGCAACAACAGGUCCUGCCAUUUAUCAAACUGUGCAGUCUCAGUCAGGGGCAUCAAUGUCUCCUGUGCAAUAUGCUAAUGUGCCCCAAACGUUCCAGUUUAUUGGACCGCAUUAUAGUGGACCAUCGUAUGCAGGGUUCAUCAAUUCGCAGCUAGUUUCACCUACAUCGAAUUCUGCAUCAAGUGCUGUGUCCUCAACAGCAUCAGGAGUCUCCACUCCAUCACAACGUUCCCAGAUGGAGGCUUAUUCCACUAUGUUGGCCAAUGUAAGCAGUUUAAGCCAGCAGGGGCAUAAAGGUGAAACACAUCUAGAUCGGACUCCAGGAUUGAUUACAGCAGGAUCUUCACCUACACAGUCAAGUCAUUAUGUGCAUAAUUUAAGCUCGUCACAGAGUGGAGUCAGAAAUCUGUCACCAUCAACUAUCCCAGUCCAUUUACAUACCCACCCAGUGAUUCCACAUACACUUACCCUGGGUACUUCCCCCCAGGUGGUUGUGCAGUACUCAGAUUCAGGAGCUCAUUUUAUUGCUAGGGACCCUACAAAGAAAGAAGACAGUUUCAGGUCACAAGCCAAGGAAUUAUUAAAUGGGGAGAUAGAGAAGGUUAGGAGAUUUCUGGUCCCUUCCUCAGCAGAUGCACAGCUAAUGAAAGCAGGCAAUAAUAAACCAGCUUCCCAACAUUAUGAGACAAGGCAUGUAGUGAUGCACCCAAGUACUGAGUUCAGUGCUCGGGAUCCCUCAGGUGUUCGGACCUCUGUCAUGGUGGUGCCCAACAGCAACCAAGCUGCCACAGACAUUGAUGUUCAACAAACCAUUAAGAGAGAAACCUCACCCUCAACUGCUCAUAACAAGGGAAGCUUACACUUAGGAAAACCAUCCCACCGGUCCUAUGCUUUAUCCCCACAACAGACUUUAUGCGCAGAAAGCGUGAAAACCAUGGCCACUUUAUCUCCUCACACUGUCAUCCAGACAACUCAUAGUGCAGCAGAGCAACUUUCUGUUGGGCUGCCUGCUGCAGCCUUUUAUGCGGGUACACAACAGCCAGUUAUUGGCUAUCUCAGCAGUCAGCAGCAGACCAUUGGUUACCCUGGAAACUUGCCACAGCACUUGGUUAUUCCAGGCACACAGCCCUUGCUCAUACCUGUUGGCAAUCCAGACAUUGAACCAUCCGGGGUGAGGGUAGCACCUACUAUUGUCACUUCAUCUCCCCAAUAUGCAGCAGUGCCUCAUACUUUUGUCACUACGCCCAUUCCUAAGAGUGAUAACUACAGUGCUGAAUCACUGGCAACUCAAGCAGCCUACCAGACCACAUUGGUUCCAGCUCAAAUUCACCUCCCACUAGUACAGUCUGUUGCUUCUCCAAUGGCAGCUGCUCCCACACUGCCCCCUUAUUUCACAAAAGGGUCAAUCAUUCAGCUGGCCAAUGGUGAACUAAAGAAGGUAGAAGAUUUAAAAACUGAAGACUUCAUACAGAGCGCCGAUAUUAGCAACGAUCUGAAAAUAGACUCCAGCACUGUUGAAAGGAUUGAGAACAGCCAUAGUCCAGGCAUUGCUGUGGUUCAGUUUGCUGUCGGAGAACAUCGAGCACAGGUCAGUGUGGAAGUCUUGAUAGAAUAUCCAUUCUUUGUGUUUGGUCAAGGCUGGUCAUCAUGUAGUCCUGAGAGAACAAGCCAGCUCUUUGAUUUGCCAUGUUCCAAGUUGUCGGUAGGAGAUGUCUGCAUAUCGCUUACACUCAAGAAUUUAAAAAAUGGCUCAAUAAAGAAGGGGCAACCCAUGGAUCCAGCUAGCAUCUUGCUGAAGCACCCAAAGAACGACAGCCUGCCUGGAAAUAGAUAUAGGUAUGCAGAACAAGAGAAUGGGAUUAAUCAGGGAAGUGUACAGGUUUCAUCUGAGAAUGGAGAACUAAGGUGUCCUGCUGGAUUGAAUGCCGUGUCCUUUGAAGCCAAAACAGAACCUGGUAAACCCAUGACAACAAGGAAGAGGAGGUGGUCUGCCCCAGAAUCACGAAAAUUAGAGAAAUCUGAAGAUGAACCACCAUUGACUCUUCCCAAGCCCUCUUUUAUUCCUCAGGAGGUUAAGAUUUCCAUCGAGGGUCGAUCUAAUGUAGGGAAGUGAAACCUGUUCAGAAAGGAGAAAUUAGGCUUACCCUUGUCAUUUUAUUCAGAUUACUGUACUGUAGAAUAAAUAACCCAGUAUUUACAUGUUAUCAUCUUAUUUUAGGUUUAUAACAUUGUUAUAGUUGCGGCUGGUAUCCUUCGGAAGGCUGUUGGUGCAUAUGUUCUUUUCACAAGUGUUCACUAGUAUGGUAGCUAGAAUGUGGGGGAGCUACUUAAGAGGCAGUCUAAUCUUUCCGCAGUCUUGAUGGAGAGGGUUGUAUAAGUGCGGCUACUGUGAUUUAGUUGCAGGGUGCCAAUUUCAAAUUUCAACCACGUUCUACUUUCAAAUCUUUCAGAGAGGAUUACAAGGGAAACGAAGAAAGAAAAAAGUGCACAUGUGGCGUGUGUGCUUGCAUGCAUACUGAUAUUUGAGCUUUCCCAUGGGUGGUAUAGCUUUAUGUUGUGGGUCACUGGCACAAAUAGAUAACAAGAGUUAAGGGUCAUUGUCAUGUCGACAAUGCUGAAAUACCAAUUUACAUAUUUUGUUGUCAUUGUCCAGUGUUCACAU